This is a messenger RNA of Geodia barretti, 800 nucleotides long. The record is from the annotation of a GenBank genome assembly. NCBI's taxonomy places the organism in Eukaryota, Metazoa, Porifera, Demospongiae, Tetractinellida, Geodiidae.
AGACUUGAGUGUGAGAAGCUAGACUUUCAGAAAAGAUUUGAAAGCCUACAAAACCAAAUGUGCAUCAUACAAGGGAGCACACUCGUACAUGGCGACAAUAUAGGGCUUGUGUGGAGGAAAUUUUACUCGAGCAAGCGAUGUCAGUUCAAAGACCAUGAAUCAGUGCUAGGCGUGCAGGAUACGGAAUCACUAUCGGCCUUGCAAGAGUACAUAGCAGCACUUUCACAUCCCGACACUGGAAUACCAUGUCAAGAGUUAGUGUCAGGGAUCAAAAUAUUUACCGGAUCUUCGGCAGCUCACUGGUUCAUAAAGAAUAUGGAGGGAGUUUCAUCGAUGCAAAAUGCUCAGGUUGUUGGACAGAGAUUAAUUAGUCUUGGUGCAUUCAUUGAAAUUCAAGGAGGUACAACUUUUGUUGUUUCAAGUACUGCAUACUACCAAUUUUGUGUCACAUCUCAGUCCAGAAAGGUACAAAUGGACCAAGAUAAAAGGCAAGUGAGGUCUCAGAGUCUUGGCUCAUUUUCUCAUCGAGUACCCCCUUCUGCAUACCAAGGACUAUCAAGGUUCGCGAAGUUCUGAAGACAUUGGUAUCACUCAUGGGCCACCUCAAACCCUGUAGUGCAAGAAUAGCUGCUGACAGACAGACAGACGCACACACAGACCAUUUACUGUAACCCUCGCUGUGCAUGCGCACCGAGGGUUGUGUGCCUUACACUAUCAGUAACCAAAGUAUAGAUGUUUCUGCAUUUCCCUAUAUACAUGUGCAAUAUGCACAAAAAUUGAAAGCACUAAAGUACAAACCC